Molecule: messenger RNA, 1301 nt
Organism: Oncorhynchus kisutch (coho salmon)
Lineage: Eukaryota; Metazoa; Chordata; Actinopteri; Salmoniformes; Salmonidae
Exons: 3
Coding region: 107-757 (216 amino acids)
Source: RefSeq, a predicted model, not a curated record
UUAUGAGGUGCAACCAAAACAGCUGUUAGACAUUGUAACAGGGAUAUUCUGGCAGGGUGUCUGUCUAGCAUUAGUUCUGAAUACGGUUGUGGUUUUGAUCACUAAAAUGGCUGUGACUUUUGGACUCUCUUUGAGUGUUUCUUGGAUUUGUUGCCUGCUAAUUGGUGAGAUAACGUGUUUUACCCUUCAAGGUGCUUAUGGGCAUCCUACCUCUACUGUAGCCCAAGUGAGUGUGGUGUCUGUUCCAAAUGCUAAAGCUACUGGCCACAAUAGCUCGGCAAAUGUGACGUCGGGUCGAAAUGCCUCGGCAGAAGCCACCGGCCCCCGCGCCUCAGCAGAAGCCACCGGCCCCCGCGCCUCAGCAGAAGCCACCGGCCCCCGCGCCUCAGCAGAAGCCACCGGCCCCCGCGCCUCAGCAGAAGCCACCGGCCCCCGCGCCUCAGCAGAAGCCACCGGCCCCCGCGCCUCAGCAGAAGCCACCGGCCCCCGCGCCUCAGCAGAAGCCACCGGCCCCCGCGCCUCAGCAGAAGCCACCGGCCCCCGCGCCUCAGCAGAAGCCACCGGCCCCCGCGCCUCAGCAGAAGCCACCGGCCCCCGCGCCUCAGCAGAAGCGACCGGCCUUGAACCGACGGCCCGACCCCUCACCAAGCUAGAUAGGGAGAUCAUAAUUUGGUUUGCCCAACUCCUUAAUCGUCUGUCCCCUGUUACUGUGACUCCUUUUGAAGCCAAGGUAACUGAGGGGAAAUAUGUCAACUAAUGCACUUGUUUGAAAUGAGGUUCUCUUUCACUUGUGCAACGUCAUGCAAAUUGUUUACAGGGGUGAACACUACAAUGGUAUGAAUUGUUUUUAUAACCAUACGACUAAAAUUGACAUCUGACACACUUCUAGGUUCUACGGUUAUGCUUUUGAUUUAGCCUGGUGUUCCUGCUACUCUUGCAUGGUUUUCUCAAACAAUUUGACUUUCAAUAUACCUCGUCCUUCAAAUAUGUUCUCUUCUGCCUACCAUGUGCUUGCUGUUUGGGAACAGACUGUGGGUCUUGAGUAAAAGGGAAUGUGGUUCACAACUGUAAAAAUUUUUUUUUAGUUAUUUACCUUUUCUGGUAGUUCAACUGCUUAAGUUCUCUAAAUUGUCAGAGCUCAUGUUCUUUCUUUACCUGUCCUGUUGUGUAGGGUGUUUGACUUAAUCUUCCAGUUACCUGUUUCUCUAAAGAAUGUGAAUGCAGUUUACCUCAUUGUCCCAUUGCUGUCCCAGGUAAGCGAUGGUGUUACUCAGAAACAUUAAAACUACUUGACAAAUUUU